AUGUUUUUGUCACCUAUGAGUCGUAUCGGUUCGGGCAUGGCUGCAAUCAGUUUGUACGGUGGUCUUCUCUUGUUCUCCGGUUUCCUGCUUUAUGACACGCAACAUGUUGUCAGGCGCGCGGAACAAUAUCCGGCUCCGGGUACAGUCGCAUUCGACAGCAGACAUUUGGGAAUGCAAACCAGACUACCACCGUUCGAUCCUAUCAACAAGUAG
This is a messenger RNA of Echinostoma caproni, 213 nucleotides long. Lineage: Eukaryota; Metazoa; Platyhelminthes; Trematoda; Plagiorchiida; Echinostomatidae. The record is from the annotation of a GenBank genome assembly.